AGUGCCAUCGCCGAACGCAACGGUUCUCAGCCUGUGCGUCCGAGCCCUGUUAAUAUAUUAUGAUGGACGACAAGGAGAAUACAGGACCUCCUAUACAGUGUGGAUAUUGUGGUUGGUUCAUUGGGGCCUUACUGAACACAAGUUUAUCGAGACAUAAAUGUUUCGAAUUGUAUAAUGAUGAGACACAAUUGAUACAUAUAGACGACAAUAACAAAGUUACGAUGAGUAAGUAUAGCCUAAUAACAAGUGCAUUAAUUACAAUGUGUAACAGUUCUGUUAUCGAUACUAGAGUUUUAUUAUAUAUAUACAUUUUUUUUUAACAGUUGAAAAAGUUCAGUCAUCAGUCAGUCAUCAGUCAGUCAUCAGUCAGUCUGUGACUGAUUCAGAGGAUUAUAAUGAAUGCCUCAUUGCUGCAGUCCAAGCAAGACCAGGAUUAUACGAUCAUCGAAUUCCGGUGAAAGAAAGAACAAGUUUAAAAAAGAAAGCUUUAUGGAAAGAAGUCCUUAAUGUGUUGGGAGAACAAGAAAACAAUUUGGAACGGGUGCAAAAAAGGUGGAAGCAAUUGCGCGAUUGCUAUACUAAAGCAAAACGUAGACAGUACAUUCCAAGCGGAUCAGCUGCAAGUUCAAAUACCUCGAAAAAAGGUUUCGGUUUCUAUGACCAGAUGAAGUUUCUUGAUGACGUUGUAGGGAAAUCAUCGACUAUCUCCAGCUUGCCGGAUAAACGGGAUAAAAAUAUUGAUGAUAUAGAUUCAGCAAUUGACGAACCUCUACUGGUCAUGCAACCUCAAACAUUGAACACUUCUACUGUAAUUGAACAGUCAGCGAGCGAUGUUUUCCUAUCGCCGAGUCAGCAGCAACCAAAUGUUUCACUAUCGCCGAGUCAGCAGCAACCAAAUGUUUCACUAUCGCCGAGUCAGCAGCAACCAAAUGUUUCCCUAUCGCCAAGUCAGCAGCAACCAAAAGCAAAAAAAUCAAAAAACUGUAAUAAUAUCUCCGAUGUAAAAGAGGUAAUUUUAUCAGCCCUGGAAAGCGACUCUAAGAGAAAUCCAGACGCCGUCGAUGGAUUUUUUCUUCAAAUAGGAGAUAGAGUACGAGCCCUUCCAGCACGUGAGAGGGCUCAGUUUGAGAUGCAAGUCCUAGCGCUACUAUUUGAGUUUGAACAAAAAUUUUCUCUUUUUUAGUCUUAUUUUUUGUCAAGAAACAUAUUUAUCGGGCGUUAAGCUCGGCACGUUGAUAGCACAUUUUCCGUUUUUCGUAGAAAGUCAAUGAAUUAAUCCGAAAAAAUAUUUAGUUUUUUUCUUUUCUUCCUUCUUUUUUUUUAAUUUAAAAUCGUUAUAAAGUUACCGAAUUAAAGAGAAAGUGGACAAUGAACACUCUGCAGCUUUGUGAACGCAAUACGGAAAUAAAUUAUUUUACAUAUUCGCAAAUACGCGUUGGAAUUACUUAAAAAAUUAACGCAAUUAAAAUACUUUUUUUUAUCCCACGGACAAAUAUAUGCGUCAGAGGUACGAUACGAUUAAUAAACCGUGACGAUACACGUUGCGAAAUCAAAAUUAAAUUGCAUUUGGAAAUAACCGAGGUGGCAAUACGAAUUCAUAAAAUUUAAUGUUGCAUAAUAUCGAUUAAUGAAAGUAAUUUGGUUCAUAAAGGUGUGAGUGAGAUUGAUUUCUUUCUCGGCGCUGUAAAUGAACGCUCGUCCGCACUUUCUCUGUAUAUUUUGUGUUGUGAUAUUAUUCGCUGUAAAACGUAUUCUCAAUCAGUGAUAUAUAUUGUAAUGAUUACUUGUAAUAAAAAUAAAUCUGAUUAACUGAGUUAUUGUCACUGA
Messenger RNA from Temnothorax curvispinosus, 1827 nucleotides. RefSeq lists its product as uncharacterized. Gene Ontology annotation, molecular function: DNA binding. NCBI's taxonomy places the organism in Eukaryota, Metazoa, Arthropoda, Insecta, Hymenoptera, Formicidae. Bases 665 to 1183 code for a protein of 172 amino acids. The record is from RefSeq and is a predicted model, not a curated record. The transcript has 5 exons.